CAAAAAACAUAUGAAGCUCAAUUUUAACAUCCCAACAAUUGUUUGAAACAAUAAAUUAAUUAAAACCAACUUCCAAAGCUAAGAACAGGGAAAAAACACGGAUCGAAAGAACACCAGUCUCUUGAACUUCAAAAAAGAAAAAGAAAAUAAAAUAAAUUGAAACCGGCCAUCUAGUAGUUUCCAUCUUGAAUCCAGGCUACGACAGCGAAAGACACUAGAUCAGCAGACACUUUUUUUCCCCUUGGAAACAGCGAGAAGAUGGUUGGGAUUACAAUAAUCAGGAGUACUCUACAAGUCUGCAUCUCUAUCGCCUUUGGUGGCUUGGGCUAGAAAGUUUAACCAAGAAUCAAACCACGCCUAGGUUUUGGUGGAGUGCAACGCCGAAUGAAAAUCAAACAAGUCCAUCCCAAAUCCGAUUCUCAAUUCAGACCUUUCCCCAAUAUUGCCCAGGUUUUAGUUCUUGUCAUUGUAUAAUUACUCCGUAUCAGAGCUUUGCUUCGUGGGAGACAGUCUUCCCUCUCAAUGGAGGAUCAAAUUUCCUAGAGGAAGGAGAUAAUGCUCCGUGUCGAAAAGUGGAUUUGAUGCUAAGUUACGUAAAGGGUAUUUUAGAGAUUUUAUAAAUAUGUGGCUGUGUUUAGUAAAAUGGUGGCCGUAGAAUUACCCUAUAAAUUAUUUGAUUAGUUAGUUAGUUUAUUAUCGUAAGCCCAGGUCCUAUGCCACCGAGCAGCCCUUACUCUCGAUUGCUGGGCCGUCUGCCCAUCUCGGCCUAUGUACCCAGACCCGACCCUGGCAUCCCAACUGCCCAAGUCAAGGCUUGCGUGCUAACGGAGCACGCCAACACGGAAGCCUGAGCAACAACCGGUGACCCACGUCGACCACGGACCACCCCUUCCGCCCUUCUUCUGAUAUCUGACUCAUUCUCCGGUGCGACGGCUGACAGUCCUCCCAUCUCCAGAAUACCACUCAGAUGUGUUAAUGGUUGAAUUCAGUUAUAUUGGAUAGCAAAAAGCAAUGGAGUUUUGCCCUACAUGUUCGAAUUUAUUGCAAUUUGGGUUGCCGGAUAUAGACCGUCCUGCUGGUUUCCGCUGCCCUACUUGCCCCUAUGUGUGCGCCAUUGGACCCAGGAUAAAAAUCAAGAGAAGACAGCAUCUAGUUCGGAAGAAGCUUGAUCCAGUGCUUUCAGUUGACUCACUGGCUACAGCCCAAAAAACUAAAGAAAGAUGCCCUACUUGUGGAUUCGAUGAAGCAGCUUUUGUGGAGAUGCAGACAAGGUCUGCAGAUGAGCCUGCAACACGGUUUUACAAAUGUAUAGGAUGCGGAUUCACUUGGAAAGAGGACUGAUAAGUUGAUGUUUGGCCUGAUCAGAUACGUCUUCAAAUUUUAAUUAGGCUUAACCAUCAUACAAAUAGGACAUUUGUGGAUGGUGAUGGAUCUAUUGCAUAUUGGCAUCGAGCCAUUUUUUUGUUUGGGCAGAAUUUUUUGGACUUUUGAGUACUUAAAGUGUGUUCUCUUAUAUGGCAUCAAUUUAUUUUUAUAUUCAAUUUUGGACGUGAUUUUCA
This is a messenger RNA of Cuscuta epithymum, 1559 nucleotides long. The record is from the annotation of a GenBank genome assembly. NCBI's taxonomy places the organism in Eukaryota, Viridiplantae, Streptophyta, Magnoliopsida, Solanales, Convolvulaceae.